GAUUCUCUUUUUCUUUGCCGCUGGGCAGCUGUGCUCGUCCACCCAGAGCUAGAGCAGCCGGCAGAAAAGUGAGCGGAGUUCUGAGUUUGAUCUGACAUCAUUUGAUGCACGCGCGCUCUCGAGCUCUCCAGCUGUCGGCGCGCGCGCCCAGACGCGCUUCUGAACUGCUGAAGCUUCACGCGGAGCGUCUCGCCGCACGUGUCCCGCCAGGAGGGAGUUCUAUUAUUGGUGAUCAAUAUCAUCGGCUUUAAAUGCAGAAUGGUGGAUCCAUUGGGAAUAAUGAGCGGCACAAGGAUGCCGCCGCCGCUGCUGCUGAUCGUCACUUUCUUCUACAUUUCAAACGCAGCUAAUCCUAUUGACCUUAUAAAGACUCUUGAGUUUUCUGAGGACAUGGAGGGCGUGUCACUGGAGGCAGGACUGUGCACCAGCAGGACGGGACGACAGGAGACUGACCUCUCCUUUAAGAUCAACAAGAAGAUCCAACUGAGCGCGCCCACCAAGCAACUCUUUCCAGAUUCGCCCUUUCCUGUGAAUUUUUCCCUCAUGACGACAGUUAAAGCUGUAAAAGGAUCACAAGUCUUUCUGCUCUCCCUGUAUGACAAGCAGGGUACGCAGCAGUUGGGCUUAGAGCUCGCUCGCUCUCCUGUUUUCCUGUAUGAGGACCAUGAGGGUCAGCCCACUCCAGAACUUUACCCCACCUUCAGAAAGGUCAACCUGGCUGAUGGCAAGUGGCACAGAAUCGCCUACAGUGUGGAGGGCCAGUCGGUGAGUCUCUUCUUAGACUGUGAGAAGGUGGAGACUCUGGAUCUGCUCCGAGGUCCUGAGCCCCGGGUCAGCACUGACGGGGUUACUGUGUUCGGAACGCGGCUGCUGGACGAGGAGGUGUUCGAGGGACAAAUCCAGCAACUGCUGUUCGUUGACGAUCCCCGAGCAGCGGAGACCUACUGUCAGGAUUACAUCCCAGACUGUGAUGCUCCUUUGCCUUACGACAGCAUUUCAUUAGAGACUGAAGAAGAAGAGGGAACACCAAAGAAACGCGUAGUGGAAGAGUUUGACUACAGCGUCUUCUACGACGACAUCUCGGUGUCUACUGUGACUGCAGGUCCUAAUGUGACGGAGUAUGAGUUUGUGGAGUACGAGGACUAUGACAACACCACAGACUAUUACCAUGUAAACGAGUACGAGGAGUACGACGAAGAAUACGACGAACGCUACGGACCCGCGGCGAGAGAACGGGAGUACUCGCUUAACACAGAGAAUUUACCAGAGAAAGGACAAAAAGGGGAGCCAGGCUUUCUGGGGCUGGGAACCCAGAUUACAGGACCAUAUGGACCUCCAGGACCUGAGGGAGAACCGGGGCCUCCGGGAAUCACAGGACCAGUGGGACCUCGAGGAGACCCUGGAGAGCUGGGUCCUCCAGGGCGGCCGGGCCUGAAUGGUGCUGAUGGGAUCCCGGGUCCCCCAGGAAACAUAAUGCUCAUACCGUUCCAGUCCGGCGGUGACCCGAGGACAGGCGCUGUGGUUUCUGCACAGGAGGCUCAGGCUCAGGCCAUCCUGCAGCAGACAAAGCUGGCAAUGAAGGGCCCUCCAGGGCCGCUGGGUCUCAGAGGAAGGCCUGGACCACUGGGUGCAACAGGUCCCCCGGGGUUGAAAGGCAGCAGUGGUGAAAUGGGAUCAACGGGUCCUCCAGGACUGCCGGGCAUUCCGGGUCAGAGUGGAAGACCUGGGAAACGGGGCCGGGGCGGUUCAGACGGAGGCCGUGGUGCGAUAGGAGAAACUGGAACAAAGGGUGACCGGGGCUUUGACGGCUUACCUGGCCUCCCAGGAAACAAAGGACACAAGGGCGACAGGGGGAAGCCGGGACCUGUAGGUCCCCCAGGAGAGCUGGGAGAAAAGGGCUCCCAGGGGCCAGCUGGGCCAAGAGGACAACCAGGUGAUCCUGGUCCCCGAGGUCUAAAUGGCCCCAGAGGUCGCCCUGGAAAUCCUGGCUUGCCGGGCAUUCGUGGAAUUGACGGGGUGCAAGGUUCAAAAGGCAACAUAGGACCGCCAGGAGAAAUUGGAGCGCCCGGACAGCAAGGCAACCCUGGAAUCAUUGGUUUUCCUGGCCCCCAGGGGCUAGUAGGACUGCCAGGAGAGAAGGGGCCUCAAGGGAAGAAAGGCAUGCGAGGCUUACCUGGAAAUGAUGGGCCCCCAGGUCAUCCUGGAAGAGAAGGCACUCCGGGUGAAAAGGGAUUGCCAGGUCCUCCUGGAGUCCAGGGACCCGUAGGAUAUCCCGGACAACGGGGAGUUAAGGGUGCCGACGGAAUCAGGGGAUUAAAGGGAAGCAAGGGGGAGAAGGGAGAAGAUGGUUUUCCAGGAGCAAAAGGGGAGAUGGGGCCAAAGGGGGACGUUGGAGACAAUGGACCUACAGGUUCUCGAGGUGAAGAUGGACCUGAAGGUCCCAAAGGGCAGCUGGGUUCUCAGGGAGAGGCUGGUUCUGCUGGUAUUACUGGAGAGAAGGGGAAACUGGGGGUUCCUGGUUUACCUGGAUAUCCAGGAAGACAGGGACCCAAGGGCUCUGAUGGAUUUCCUGGUUCUCUGGGAGCCGUUGGGGAGAAAGGGAAGAAAGGUCCAGCAGGACAAGCAGGAGGUGCAGGCCAGAGAGGUCCAAAUGGUGCCAGAGGAGCGAGAGGGGUGAGAGGUCCUACGGGGAAACCAGGAGAAAAGGGUGCCUCAGGACAUGAUGGUCCCCCAGGAUCUCCUGGAGAAAGGGGACCUCAAGGGCCACAAGGAAUGAAUGGAGAACCAGGACCUAAAGGAUCAAGCGGUCCAGCUGGGAAGGAUGGACUUCCGGGUCAUCCGGGUCAGAGAGGAGAGCCAGGCUUUCAAGGAAAAACGGGACCUCCAGGGCCUUCGGGUGUGGUUGGACCACAAGGUAAAUCAGGGGAACCUGGCCCAACAGGAGACAGAGGUCACCCGGGAGCACCAGGUGUGCCUGGAGAGCAUGGCUUACCUGGAGCUGCUGGGAAAGAGGGUGGAAAGGGGGAUCCUGGUUUACCUGGGACAUCUGGAAAGAGUGGUCCAACAGGACUGAAAGGGUUCAGAGGGAGCAGAGGAGUUCCUGGACUUAUGGGACCUCCUGGUCUGAAAGGAGCAACGGGACCUGGUGGGUCCCCCGGAUCUGUGGGGGCAUCAGGAGAAAGGGGCCCUCCGGGACCAGCUGGUGCAAUUGGACAGCCUGGUCGUGCAGGAGCAGUUGGAGGACCAGGACCUAUGGGAGAGAAAGGGGAGCCUGGAGAGAAGGGCCCGAUUGGACCGGCAGGUCAGGAUGGGGAUCAGGGCCCCGUAGGAAUGCCUGGAGCAACAGGGCCUGUAGGACCUUCAGGGGAUGAUGGGGAUAAGGGGGAGCAGGGAGGACCUGGACAGAAAGGCAGCAAAGGAGACAAAGGGGAAUCAGGCCCCGCAGGUCCUACCGGGACUCAGGGCCCGGUUGGUCAGCCAGGACUGCCGGGUGUAGACGGACUGCCGGGUCCUCGAGGCCAGCAGGGCAUGUACGGUCCCAAAGGGGAUGAAGGACCCCGUGGUUUCAAGGGCUCCAGAGGGCCGAGAGGAUUACAGGGCAUGCCUGGCUUACCUGGAGAAAAGGGAGAGAGUGGACAUGUUGGUCUGAUGGGUCUGCCUGGACUACAAGGCCCCAAUGGUGCUCAAGGACCUAUAGGAGGAUUGGGACAAACUGGUAGACCCGGGAUGAUUGGACAGCCAGGUGUCGUUGGGGAGAAGGGAGAGGACGGUGAAGCCGGUGAUCCUGGACCAGUCGGUACUCCAGGAAGGCUAGGUGACAAAGGAGAUCAGGGUGAAAAGGGAGAUACGGGCCCUUCAGGAGCAGCUGGUCCCCCCGGGGCCAGGGGCAUUCCAGGAGAGGAUGGAGCAAAGGGCAACGCUGGUCCUAUCGGUCUGACCGGUGACCUCGGACAACAGGGAGAGGCGGGGCCAAAUGGUGUAGACGGCAUUCCCGGAUCUAAAGGCGACACAGGAGAACCUGGGAAAUCUGGACCCCCGGGAGCGACAGGCGAACCUGGACCAGCUGGGCCUCCUGGACGAAGGGGUCACUUGGGGAAACCAGGGAAGGAAGGCAAAGCAGGCCUGAAAGGAACGAAGGGCGCUCCUGGACUGGAGGGUCCCCUUGGGAAGACGGGACCCCGCGGUUCUCAGGGGCAUCCAGGGAAACCGGGUCCCCAGGGCAUGAGAGGAAUCCCUGGCCCUGCAGGCGAGCAGGGUUUAAAUGGGCCACCUGGUCAAACAGGACCACCGGGUCCUAUGGGUCCACCAGGUCUACCAGGACUGAAGGGAGACCCCGGCAGAAAGGGGGACAAGGGUCAUGGUGGACUGAUUGGGCUGAUAGGACCUCCGGGUGACAUUGGAGAGAAGGGCGACAGAGGACAACCAGGGAACCAAGGCCUUCAAGGUCCAAAAGGAGAUGAGGGUCCAGUCGGCCCACCAGGCCCACCUGGACCUCCUGGCCCCUCAGGGUUGUCUGGUUCAAUCGGUCAAAAAGGCUCCAAAGGAAACCAGGGUCCAAUUGGUCCGAGAGGAGAUACUGGCCCUGCAGGACCUCCAGGACCACCGGGACGGCCCGCCGUUGGGUUUUCCCCUCUGCCAGAGCGAGGAAGAAGGAGAAGAACUCACACUACUGUGGAUGGCGCUGCGCUUGAGGACGAGGAGAUUACCAUGAGCAGAGGAGAGGAGGAGGGCUGGGUGCAAGGCGACCAGGCCGAGAAGGAGGGUUUGGUGAAGGAUAAAGAGGGUCAAGGCAUGGAGGAAGUGUUUGCUUCACUCUCAUCCAUGAAAGUUGAGGUUGAGGGUCUGCGCAACCCACAGGGGACAUACCACAGCCCUGCACGCACCUGCAAAGAGCUCUGGCUCCUCCAUCCAGAGCUCCCCAGUGGGGAGUACUGGAUCGACCCCAACCAGGGAUGCCACAGAGACGCCUUCAAAGCUUUCUGUAACUUCACUUCACAGGGAGAGACGUGUUUGUACCCUGAUAAAAAGUUCCAGUCGGUGAAAUUAGCAGCGUGGAAAGGAGAGAAGCCCGGCACCUGGUACAGUAAAUUCAGGAAAGGGAAACAGUUUUCCUACUCUGGAUCAGACGGCGUCUCGAUUCACGUCGUUCAGCUGACCUUCCUGAAGCUUCUCAGCGCCACAGCCAAGCAGACGUUCACCUACCACUGCCUCAACUCUGCCGCCUGGCUGCACACCGCCACCUACAGUCACGAACACGCCCUGCGCUUCAGAGGCAGCAACGGGGAAGAGCUGACCCACGAGAACGUGCAUUACAUCAGCGCGCUGUACGACGGCUGCCAGACACGGUCAGGACAGGAGAGGACGGUAUUGGAGUUUGACUCUCCGGUGUCUCAGACACUCCCCAUCAUUGACGUAGCUGUGUCCGAUUUUGGAAAUGGGAACCAGAAGUUUGGAUUCCAAGUUGGCCCGGUUUGCUUCAAUGGUUAACAAUCUCAGGAAAGCCAAGUAUGGGAUUAAUUUAAUAGAAAGGAGCCAUGGACACUUUUUACAUGCAGGGAGAACGACACUUUCAAGAACACAUAUUUAAUUCAUACUAUAAACAAUGUUUCCUGGUCCAGACAACCGCUCUUUCCUCACUCAGUCACUCGGGUCUGUGCCUUACACAUUCACUACAAUGGAUGCUAUGAUUACUUGACUCAUCGUGGAUUCACAUGCUGUGUUAUAAAAAGAAGGACACACCUUUGUUAACAUCCUUACUGUCACAUUUCUUUUCUUCUUUUUGUUUUUGAAGGAGUGCGCUCUGCUCUGUUUUCUCUGGCUCCAUCUUGGUAAGGACUUUAAAAAAUAAUAAUAAUAUUUUUGCAGCUCCCAUUUAUCAUCCUAUCGACUCUGAGAUGCAGGACUCAAAAUACUUUCAACCUGACAGGUGCUCGUCUACGUGUAGUAUAAUCCAGGAAAAUAGCUGAAACUGCCAGUAUUCACAAAUAGGUUUUAUAAUAGUUCGUUAUGUAAAUUGCUGCAGAAAUCUGAUUGAGAAAUCAGAAGAAGAAGCUGACUUUUAACUUGACAUUCACAGAGGAAUUGUGUGGUUACUUUUUUUGAACAUUUGUUCUAGCCUGAUUGGUAAAAGGUCAGUUAGAAACUCAAAAUUGCAACUUUUUUCUGAUCAGUGAAUGCACCGUACCUAACAGAAAGGAGAAGCAACAACACUCUGCUGAGUUGAAACUGAUACUUAGGGAAGACGGCUCGGUGUUGGCUAUUUUAACACUAUUAUGUUUAAAAUGAAGUCAAAGGAAGAACAGAGCUGUCAGGAGCUAUUGAAAGAGAAACUAGCCUGUCUGCUGUUAAUUUAGGCUUCAGUAGAGUGAGAGAGUGAGAGACAGACUUUCAGCAGAUAACUAGAAAGCUGAAAAUAUCACCUACAACAAACUUGCUCAGUUUUAUCCGUUUGAGCUUUCAGCCUCUGUCUGAAAGUACAAAUGCACCAGAAAAUAGAGACUUUAGUUUACAUUCAAAGACCAUUUUGUUCUCCUCUCAAAGCUGCUAAAAAUGCAUGGAUACUCUCUGCCCUAAAUCAUAAAUCUUUUAAUGCUUUUAAUGCAAAAUGCAUAUAAUCAAGAGCCAGAAUGUUUUAUAAAAUGUAUUUCAGUUCAAAAACACAUUUGUGCCUCUGGACAGUUUCAGAUAUUUCUUUGUUGUCGUCAAACCUCAACUUGUUGUUUUGUUUGUUGUUAUUGUGUGGUUAUGAUUAUGAGUUAAAUACAUUGCAUUGAAGAGCCACAGCAUUAAAACCACUUUCACCUGAAUUAUAAAAACAAUGACUUGUAAUGAUCCGCUUCGACUAAACUCACCUCCAUGUCCCUGUUGUUAGUAGAUUGCAGCCAUUUUUUGUUUUUUUUGUAUUUUUAUUGGGACAUCCAUUGUAGUGGUGCAUCCUGCAACAUCUCAGAAAAACCCAUGGGAAGAUGCGACAGAGGGUAAACAGAUGCCAACGUGUCAUUUAAAUCAAAGUUUGAUGGGGGCAUAUGGUGUUCCACAUGGGCCACCCGUUGCUUGCAGGCACUGAAGGAUCAUUUCAGAGUCAGCCACGCAGAUUUCCCACAUUCAUUGCCUGAAAAGUUGGAGCUGUCUCAAAGAAGGGACCGACACAUCAUUAGUGCUGUGGUUUUAAAGUUGUGGCUGAUUCAUGGAUUUCACAGUAUAAUACAUCAUGGUGCUAUUAUGUAGGUCCUCCUGGAAUGCAGUUCUUUGUAAAAGGGAUUUGGGGCAAAGAUUUUUUAUAUAUAUAUGUAUGUAUUGUGAAACAUUGUUUGAUAUUUUGUGAGUACAGCAAACCAAACUGUUGUAACAUUGUUUGCUCAAAGUUGUUUUUAGCAUAUUUGUUUGGAAAAGUGAUUCAUGUGUUUUAAUAAAAGUACAUAAUGUACAUUUAAAUUAU
Messenger RNA from Fundulus heteroclitus (mummichog), 7438 nucleotides. Its product is annotated as collagen alpha-1(XI) chain. The record is from RefSeq and is a predicted model, not a curated record. Gene Ontology annotation, molecular function: extracellular matrix structural constituent. Lineage: Eukaryota; Metazoa; Chordata; Actinopteri; Cyprinodontiformes; Fundulidae. The transcript has 66 exons. Bases 259 to 5487 code for a protein of 1742 amino acids.